AUUCCGGGGGCUGGACCGGAAUGCGUUCUUAUUUGCGCGGUCAGGCGCCGCAUUUGCGCCAUCUUCCUCCUCGCCCCACUCGCCAUUUUUGCAUUUGGUUCGACGUCUGUACGCGCGCGAAUCUCAUUGGGCUUCGCCACGCCAGCAGUUAAACCAGCCUCCUGCUUCGCCUGCGCUCGCUUCACGAAACCUCUUGCGCAGUGCCAGAAUUGCCACCACAACUCAAUUUGCUUCAUAUAACUCAAGCUGGUAAAAUGACCACCAAGACCCAGCUAGAUUUCAUCCUUAACCCCGUCGUCGAGGCCGUGCGGCUCGUGCCUCUGUUGCCGUCGGCGACUUCGCUGCUGCCCAAGUCCACCUGCAUUUCGCCGACCUGGAGCGCGGGCUCGCCCAGCUCCGUUUCGGGCUGGAACGGUGAGCAAGCUGUGCUGGCCGCGCUGCUGCGUGGUCCGAGCACACCCGUGCUACGACAUAAGCGAAACUUCGAGCAACUUCCCGGUCUGACGGCCAACAAGAAGAUUCGCACCACUACGGUGCUUCCGUCGAUCUUCGUACCAUCCGUGUCGUCGCCGACCCUUGACAGCUGCAUGUCCGGCGGCACAAGUUCUGAGGGCGAGAGCUCUGAUACCGACAGCCCCAAGACGGGUUCGUCCUCGUCCUCGCACAAAAAGAAGACACGUCUCUGCAAGGAGAAGGGCUGUACCAGUCUGGCGGUCUCGCGUCGCAGUUGUGUACGUCACGGCGGCGGCUCCCGCUGCACGUUCGAAGGCUGCACAAACGGCGCCAAGCUGCGCAAUCGCUGUUUUCAGCACGGUGGCUCCACUAUUUGCCUGGCUGCAGGUUGCAACAGCAAGGCCAAGCGAUACGGUUACUGCUGGUCGCACGGUGGCGGCCGCAUCUGCAGCCACGACGGCUGCGUCAAGGUGGCGGCCCAGGGCGGUUCGUGCUGGGCACACGGCGGCGGCAACCGCUGCAAGCUCGAGGGCUGCAGCAAGCGCUCGUACCAAAAGUACGGUUACUACUGCAAGGCUCACUCCACUUACAACGUGUAAGCAAGGAAAACUCACUGCCCCGUGGUGCCUAUUUAUUCGGAGUCAAAUUUGAAGUAUUAUCAAGAGGACGAGGAAUCUAGCCUAGCCUAGCCUUGGUUUAAGCGAAGCGAACCUAGCUUCCCGUAAAAGUUAAGCAAAAAUGCCAAGCUGAUUGACUUGGAAUCCUUCUUUUGGUGA
Messenger RNA from Phytophthora nicotianae INRA-310, 1229 nucleotides. RefSeq lists its product as hypothetical. The coding region runs from base 255 to 1052 and encodes 265 amino acids. The record is from RefSeq and is a predicted model, not a curated record. Lineage: Eukaryota; Oomycota; Peronosporomycetes; Peronosporales; Peronosporaceae. The transcript has a single exon.